Messenger RNA from Pygocentrus nattereri (red-bellied piranha), 1966 nucleotides. Its product is annotated as gastrula zinc finger protein XlCGF49.1-like. The coding region runs from base 301 to 999 and encodes 232 amino acids. NCBI's taxonomy places the organism in Eukaryota, Metazoa, Chordata, Actinopteri, Characiformes, Serrasalmidae. The record is from RefSeq and is a predicted model, not a curated record. The transcript is spliced from 2 exons.
AAGAAGCUGGGCAGCAGGAGAGCUGAUCCAGAGUCAGUUAAUCGGACCCCCAGCAUCGCAGACCCCCAGGACUCUGAGCGGAGAGCCGCUCCCGGACCAGCACAGCGGGGCCAGCAGGUCAGCGGCUGCAGCAGCUCCGCAGCGCCCGGUCUCUCGCUCUGCUCGGGGCUUUACUGACUGCGGAGCGGCGGGAGGACUGACUUCCUGUUGCAAGUCCUUGAUCUGCUCUUCGCUUUCCGCUCAAGCCUCCAAGAGAAGAACGUCAAACUGCUGCGAUCAGAAGAGAUUAAAUGGGAGAAAAUGGCUUCCAGCAGAAGCUCUGGCUCUCAGCAAACAUCUUCUGGUACUGUUUACAGCAGCACAGCUCUCAGUGCAGGCAAAGAGAGACCUCACAUCUGCUUAGCGUGCGGGAAGAGUUUUAAAAAGCAGAGUCAUCUCAAAAUACACCAGCGCGUUCACACGGGAGAGAAGCCGUAUCGGUGCUCAGACUGCGGACAGAGUUUCUAUCAGCGGAGUAACCUGCAAACACACCAGCGCAUCCACACAGGAGAGAAGCCGUUCUACUGUUCGGAGUGCGGGAAGAGUUUUUAUCAAAAGAGUCAUCUCCGAAACCACCAGCGCAUCCACACAGGGGAGAAGCCCUACCAGUGCACUGAGUGUGGGAAGAGUUUUACUAUACAAGGCACUCUCCAGAGACACCAGCGCAUCCACACAGGCGAGAGACCGUAUCAGUGCUCAGAGUGUGGGAGGAGCUUUAGUGACAAAGGUAACCUCAGAACACACCAGCGCAUCCACACAGGAGAGAGGCCGUAUCGGUGCUCGGAGUGUGGGCAGAGCUUUACGGACAGGUGCAAUCUCAACAAACACAUGCGCAUCCACACCGGCGAGAAGCCGUAUUACUGCUCGCUGUGUAGGAAGAAUUUCCGUCAACUGAGCGGCCUCCAAAAACAUCAGCGCAUCCACACAGGAGAGAAACCACAUUACUGCCUGGAAGGAUGAGGAGCGUCAGGAGUUUAGGGUUAGGGUUAGUUCAGUCCCUCAACUCCAAGGACAACGUUUUCACACACAACAGCCUCUAGAGUUUACACAGGAUGGUACACAAAAACGUCCAGUGAGCAGCAGAUGAUGAGAGGUCACAGAAGAACGGACAGAGUUGUUCAGAAAAGCAUCUCUGAACAAGACGAGUAGCACAUUUUACCUUAGGCUAGUUGUGCUACAACAGAAGAAGACCACAGUGUGUUCCACUCCAGUCAGCCAAGAACAGGAGCCUGAGGCAAACUGGACAGCUGCAGACUGGAAAAAUCUGGGAAAUUUGAUUUCUGCUAUGACGUGCAGAUGUUAGAAAGUGUUAGAAUUUGGCAUAGGCAGCAUGAAUCUUUGGACCCAAACUGCAUUACAUUACCAGUUAAGGCUGGUGAUGCUUUCUUGGAACAUGCUGGAUCCCUGAAUACCAGUCAGCACCCUUUAAAUGCACUAGAUUGGAUGUCCUGAAAUCUCAUACAAAGAUCUUGGGAAUGUUCUUCGACUCAAAACCCAAAUAUGAGCAACAGAUAUCAGCAUGUGGUGAGAGUUUCUACCAACACGUCUGCAACCGACGCAGAACUUGAUUUACAUGUUAUAAUUGUUUGUGGUCAUAUUUUAAAGCUCUAAAUUGGCCGUAGAGGCGUAUUGUGUAUUGAUUUGUACUACAUUGUAGCGGCUUAAAGCAACUCUACUUUUUGGUUCUCUAGGCAAAUCUGGUACCAGGUACUCCACGCGAGCUGAGCCAAUAUGAAAAGGUUACAUGGAAAAACUGCAGACUGCUAUUUGCUCGGAGAGGGCCGUCACUGUCACCCUAAACGCAUACACUGAUCAGGCAGAACAUUCUGACCACCUCCUCGUUUCUGCGCUCACUGUCCAAUUUAUCAGCUCCACUGACCGUAUAGCUGCUCUCUGUAGUUGGGUAGUGGGUGGUGCGUCAUUCUCA